Molecule: messenger RNA, 720 nt
Organism: Saxophila tyrrhenica
Lineage: Eukaryota; Fungi; Ascomycota; Dothideomycetes; Mycosphaerellales; Extremaceae
Exons: 2
Coding region: 1-720 (239 amino acids)
Cellular component (GO): cytoplasm
Molecular function (GO): phosphatase activity
Source: RefSeq, a predicted model, not a curated record
AUGCCACCUACCAUUCACAUCGUGCGCCAUGCACAGGGUUACCACAACGUCGGCAAAUACGGCGAGGGCAUCCACGACCCCUUCCUCACCGAAGAAGGUAAAGGGCAGGCCCAGGAAUUAUGCUCGAAGUUCCCCCACCACGACUCUAUCGACCUCCUCGCCGCGAGCCCCAUGUGCCGCACCAUUCAAACCUGCCAGAUCGCUUUCCAGCCGGCAGUGGACCGCGGACUGAAGAUCCUGCUGAUCCCGCAUGCCCAAGAAGCCAGCAACGAGCAAAUGGACACCGGCUCAACGCAAGAAGUCAUCAGUGAGGCGUUUGGCGAUUUGGUGGACAUGAAGCAGCUGGACGUUCAUCCGUACUGGAACCGCAAUAUCGGAGUUUUCGACGUCAAUGCCGAAGCCUUGAUUGAGCGGGCGAGGUUGUUGCGGAGGAUUUUGAGGGAGCGUCCGGAGAAGAACAUUGCGCUUGUGAGCCAUGGGUCGUUUGCGCAUUAUAUUGUCGGGAAUGUGGACGAGUCCGGGGCACAGAUCACGCGGAUGUGGUCGAACACGGAGUGUCGCAGCUAUCAGUUCGUGGCGGAGGAUGAUGAGGUGGCGGAGCUGGUGGAGACGCAGGAGUCGAAGGACAGAAGGCCGGAUAUCGAAAAGCAGACGGAUGGGUAUCUGUUGGGUAAUGGUGCACCACGGAAGAAUUCUGCUGGUGCGGCGUUGAGUCCGUAG